Pelobates cultripes (western spadefoot toad) is the source of this 27292-nucleotide messenger RNA. The record is from the annotation of a GenBank genome assembly. NCBI's taxonomy places the organism in Eukaryota, Metazoa, Chordata, Amphibia, Anura, Pelobatidae.
CCUGUCUGUCCUAAUAUUUAGAAUUUUGGAGGGUAUAUCCAUGGAGGGCAAUCUAUAUUUCACUGUCUCUCCUCCUGCAGUUUUUAAUGACCCCCUCAACACUAGCAUUACCCCAGCAGCGGAGUGAGACAGGAGUCCCAGGACCCUCACAGCAGGGUGGGGGUGUGUCUGUGUGUGUAUGUCUGUGUGUGUGUGUGUGGGAGACGUGUCCUGGGCCAGUUCCAGCUCUGCGCAGUAAUACUCCCUGACAGAGCUGGCUGUGCGGCUCCAGCCUGACUGACGCCUUGUCCUGUGCCUGUGUUGUUGCCGCUGCACCUCCCUCUGCAGCCCUGACUCCUUCACAUACAUACAGCAGCCAGGGGGGACCAGCACCCGUCCACACAUUAAGGGCCGAAGCCAAAACACAGGUAAGUCCUGGACACUCAUUUUCAUUAAAAUACAUUUAUAUAUUUAUUUAAAAUAUAUUUUUUUAAUGUUAUCAAACUUUUCCCUGUGCCUGCUCACUCCCACUGCGGGAGGGUAGGGCGCAGACUGUGCUUUUACUGAGCACAAUGACCUCAUCUGAGGCUGGUGGACACUGAUAGUGCUCAUUACUGGGUCAUGGAGCUGUUCUGUUAUGUCUGCACCCUCUUCCUAAAUAUAGAUCUCCCUAUAGCAGGCUCUGAUCAGCAUUCAACGCUCAUUAGAACGUUGGGAACAAUGUAGCAGCUACAGGAUUCUAAAGGUUCCACGGUUAACCCUUAGGGUUCCAGCUGGCACAGAAGCCUUGAUCACCUUUUGUGUGGCAUGGCAUUGGUCACCUAAGGUCAGGCCCAGACUUACAGCUUUUAUAAUUUCCAUUAUUCAUAGUUUGACCUCUAUGCUUUCUGUAGGAGAAUAUCAUUUUUUUUUAAAUUAAGUUUGAUAAAGUGAUACUGACAAGUGACAGGAGUGGACAGCUCACUGAUCCUCAUAGUAGAUUAAAGUGUCUGGCUUGGCCUGCCGUGUACAGCCACCAGCUACUGGGUGUGAUGGGAGUUGCAUUGAUGUGCAGAUGGCGUUUCAAAAAUUGGAGAACUCAUCACAACUUAUUUAUAGGUCAAAGCUAAAUGGAUAACUGCAGUGGCUAUGUACUUGAUUGCUUCCUGUGAUCUUGAAGGAUUACAACUCCCAUUGCUGGAAGCAUGCAGUCCACGGCAUUUGGAGUUCUUUUUAUGUGUGGUUUGUAGAUCUGAUAUUUCUCUAUGGGGGUGUGGUCGUAAGGUUAAUAUAUUUUAUUUUGUAACUUAAAGGUAUCCUUUUUGCAGGUGACAGCAAAUAAUGCAUUGGGUACACUGUGGCUGUGAAUGGGUUAAGCAAGGUUAUUGUAACCGAAUUGGGGCUAUGGGGAGAUUGCAGGGGACAUUCUCAGUUUUACAGUGUGAUAGUUAUUUGCAUUAGGGAAGGGAGGGAGGGACAGGGUAGAGGAGACAAACUGACGCCAGUAUUGUGAUCAGGAGAGAGAGGGGAAGGAGGAGCUGUCCAGGGUUUCUUGUAGCUAAUCUCUGACCAAGACUGCAUCACUUCUUUCUAUACAAAUAGCUCCAUAUGACGCAGGGAGGCUGCUUUGUGGGCCAGACUGGUGACGAACUACAUGAUUUAUGUGUCUGAUGGGACUGUAUAGCUGUAUGGCUGCUGUCACCUUCCAGGAGGGCGAUGGUUAAUGUCACUGCACCUGCACAUAAAUAAGAACCAACUCAGUGAAGUAGAUCCAGAUCAGUAGCAUUAAUCAUUUAUAUACAUCUGCAUACCCCAUACCAAAAUUUCACCACCAUCAACUCUCCAACCUUGCAGAAACCUCAACUCCCUCGAUCUCCAGCACUUCUCUACCAAACUCCAAACACUCCUUUUACCCAUCUCAAAUCUCAACUGCCCUAACUCUGCAACCUCACUCUACAACUCCACUCUCUCCUCUCAACUUGACAUCAUGGCACCUCCUACAGUUAAACGCAGCAAGCGCCCCCAACUACAACCCUGGCACACCAAGCUGACCCGUUACCUCCAAAAAUGUUCCAGAACUGCUGAAUGCUGCUGGAGAAAGUCUCACUUUGCAUCUGACUUUGUCCACUAUAAAUUUAUGCUACGCUUUAUGCACAUUCUCCAUAACUUUGGUCUACGGGAUACUUCUCUCUCCUGAUGCUCCUCCUACCUCUCCCAGCGCUCUUUCAGUGUUUCUUUCUCUGGCUCUGCCUCUUCUACCCAACCCCUCUCUGUCGGCGUCCCCCAAGGUUCUGUCCUUGGCCCCCUACUGUUCUCUAUCUAUACUGCCUCCCUUGGUAAACUCAUCAGCUCUUUUGGCUUCCAUUAUCAUUUAUGCAUUUAACAUUAUGUGACGUAUAAUGCCAACAGCAUCAUAGUGGCAACUUGGAUGUCUUAAUGUAAGAAUUAUACAGUGAUUAUUCAUUUAAGAAUUCUAUGACGCGUUAUUGGCUUUUACUCCUACAUUUAGCACUUCUAGGAAUUCUGUAGUCUGGAAGGAAAUGGUUUUUAAAAGCAAGGAUCUUCUCGAAACAUUUACUUUCUACUCACAUUAAAGGGGCACUACCAAUUCCCAAGAGAUUACACCAUUGAAAAAAGCAUUGAUAAUCACUUGUAACUCAUGUUAACUUUUUUUUUAUGUGAUGCUACUUUUUCUUUUAAAAUUUAAAUUAAAGGUUUAGUGAUUGCCAUCACAAUCCAGUUUAGUUCAGGCACAGCCAAGGCAGACAAUGCAAACAAGGAGGAAAAACAUUUUUUUGAUAUAUGUUUUCCUUAUGCUGAUUGCCAGAUGCAAAAGACAGAGCUUAUAACAAUGAUCGACAGGCAACUAAAAUGGAGGCGCCCAGUUGCAGUACAGAAAGGUGUUAAUUUUUUCCAUACUUAGCUUUAUUUUCCACACCUCACAAAUGCACAUUUGUUAAAUAUAGGGUUAAAUAAACAUAGUAUAAUCCUGGAAAAUGACAGUUCCCUUUAAAUUUGUCAGUUAUUUGCAGUUUUAUAUCCCCAUUGUAAACUUGUAAAGAGCUGUUAUAUGCUGACACAUAUAUGAUUAGAAAGCCAUAGAAUACUAUUUUGGUGAAUGAAAAUGCUUUUGACACAACAAACAAAUGAGUCACUGUCUGUACCUUUACAUUGAUGCCAUCACUAAAACAUUUUCAGGUUGUGAAACUGCUGCAGUCUGGGAAAUCUGAUACAGCUGUUCCAACUAGCUGUCGCCUUCUUUUACAAUGGAAAGAUAAACACUUAACUCUUUACAAGCAAUCUGUGACAAUAUUCAUAGUAAUUUCAUGUAUAUAAUUUUCUGGCCAAAAUUGCUUGUAAAUAUACAAUGGACAGAUUAGAAUUUAGCUAUUCUUACCGCCAUACCAGGGAAUUGUCCCCAAAAAGUGCUACACUCAGGACACUAGGACCAUGUAGAGAGCUCUCUCAACACGGCCUGCUCACUGUAGGCUCGCCUACUUGAUGCCAGUCUAACCUGCCAAUUCAUUUGGCUGGCACCUCCACUGGUUUGACACACGCACUCACAAAUUAACUUUAUUUAUAGUGUUUGUUUCCUUCUUUAGGUCCACCCAGCCUACAUACCUUUAGGAGAACUGGUGUGGGUUCUCUCCAUAGGUUCCAGUGGAGAUCCUGUACAUGUGAUCCAGAGUGACUGUUUUAAUUCCUUCCUUACUGCUCCCUCUCGUGUCAUUUUGUAAUGCUGGGCUGGAGUGACGUCAUCUCCCAGCAUCACCACGAUGGAGCUAUGUAGAAGAGCAGGAACAUCAGUGUUCCCUCGCCAAGCCUCCUUACUCCCACUUAGGAUGCAUUAUAUAUGGGCAAAGCAGGCAGCUGCUGUCUGGCUAUACAGGGGCCUACUCUUCCUUCCUUAGUGUAUAUAUGCCACCUCAGGCGGCCAUAACAUAGCCGGCCGGCCACCUCCUGAGCCCCCUGUGACAGGUGGAAAGCAGAGGCUCCGAUCGCACUCACAACCCCUAUUUUUCCGCCGUUGGACCAGGUAUUCGAGGCGUGUAAAAUUCAAUGAACUUUAUUCAUGCAUUGGAAAGGCAUGCUUUUCUUUAUAAAGUUCCUUGAAUUUCAGAAGUCUUGUGUGCCUGGUUCAUUCCUCUAAAUAUAUUUGGUGUAUUGGCCAUCCGGACUGUGUAGCAAAAGCUGGUCUUCCAAAUGGCGCAUCACUGUGCAUGCCAUCCUCCUUUCUAUCCAUUAAAAAUUAGGACAAAAUAACUGACUUCCUGUUCUUCACUAUAAGAAGUUAUUGUAAUAGACAGAUGUUUGUAAGAUUAUUUUAUUGACUCUGCUUAUAAUAAAUCCUUAUAUAUUUAUAAUUAGAAUUGAUCAGUCUUUGAAACCAGUCAAACAUAUAAAUUGACAACUGAUUUGCCUAUUUAAUGUACCAAUUUUUUUUAAAUAACAGCUUACACUUAUUACUUAUUACCUUUUCUUUCUAAGGGUCAGUACUAGAUGUUAUUGAAUUGUUCUCCUGUACACUGUAAAUAGGAAUUCUGGAGAAAGACAGUCCAUUUAGUAGAAUCUUUUAAUUCCAGGUCAAGGCCUGCCAAAAAGUAGCUGGUGAGGAAAUACAAUUCCUCUGUUUCUUAGCUUUCUUUAAAGUCUUACUUUAGUCACCAUGAUCUCUUCAGUGAUUUGAAGUGGUUAUGGUGCCAGGAUUCUGUAUGUACAGUGUUUCAUUAUGUUACACUGCACAUACUGAGUUUACCCCUUUGUUACUGAAAGUGUAACUCCAGUUCUGGCAUUGUCACCGAUAGUGUCUCCAAUAGUGAGGAGCAGCGAUACGGUACUUCUAGCAUUAUAACCACUACAGCAAGCUUUAGUAGUUAUGAUACCUGGAGUAACCCUUUAAAAUUGCCACACUAAGGACCAUAACCACUUUACAUCAUUGCACAGAUUAUGGUGAGGAGAGUUUACUGCUCCAUGCCUCCCUGCACAGUUUAGUUCGUAACUACAAAAAUGUGCAAUAAUCAGAGCAGCUACAACAUUGCAAACUAGAUCAAUGACAUCAAAGUUCAAAGUUUCAAGGAUGGCAAGGAUUUGUUACGACCACCUAAAGUAUCAUUGAUCCUUAAGGGUUAACCAGCUCUUCAUUAACAAUGAAUGGCUCAUUCUUAUAAAAAGCAGUGUCUCCAGCAGUGAGCAGAUUCUUAAUUGACCGACUGUCAGGUAAGCGCACUAGUCCCUGGGUAGACAUUGCAUUUCAUUACAAUCCUCAAUUUCUUUCAUCUCAAAAUCACGUCAUCUAACGUUUGUCUGCGUAAGAACCAGUGGCUAGACAAGAUCCAUUUUUCUAAAAUCCUCUUCUUCUAAGAACAAUCUUUUCUGAUCACCUUCCUGUUUCACACUGAAUCAGUUCCAAGGUCACCUUUGGAGGUCAGCACUUCCAAGACUUUAAAAAAACAAAACAAAUUAAGGUAAAUGACAAAGGCUUACUCUGACGCAGUAGCCUGUGCCAAUUUGAUGCCAAAAGAGUUAACAAUGAGAUCUAGGGGUUAUGUUGCUUGGAGUUAAUUCAUACAGCACACGGGACUUUCCUCUGUUUUUUGUGCUAGUGUAUAGAUGAGACGUUAUUCAACAUUAUUAUUUUUUUGUUUUCCUUGGAGUUUCCGUAGACAGAGCGCUGCGUGGGGCUGAGGUUUACAGCUACACUGCUCUAUAGUGACAAAGCAUGAUCUCCCAACUUCUAACUUGCACCUGCAUGCACGGGUUUGAGGGGUGUCCAUAUUGUCAUUUGAGAGAUGGUAGGUUGUUCACCUUUUUGAAGAUUUAAUGUUGGAGGAAGUGAAAGCACACUUUAGUAUAUCUUUCAAUCUAAUUUAUAUGAUUGCUAGUGAUUUCUUAUGGACAAGUGGUGUACCAACCGGAAAAUAAAAUUGCCAUCCACGUAAUUUGAGAAUGACAGAUUCACUUUAUAUAGAAACAUAGAAUGUGACGGCAGAUAAGAACCAUUCGGCCCAUCUAGUCUGCCCAAUAUUUCGAAAUACAUUUAAUAAGUCCCUGGCCUUAUCUUAUAGUUAGGAUAGCCGCAUGCCUAUCCCACGCAUGCUUAAACUCCUUUACUGUGUUAACCUCUACCACUUCAGCUGGAAGGCUAUUCCAUGCAUACACAACCCUCUUGGUAAAGUAAUACUUCCUGAUAUUAUUUUUAAACCUUUGCCCCUCUUAUUUAAGACUAUGUCCACUUGUUGUGGUAGUUUUUCUUCUUUUAAAAAUAAUCUCCUCCUUUACUGUGUUGAUUCCCUUUAUGUAUUUAAAUGUUUCUAUCAUGUCCCCCCUGUCUCGUCUUUCCUCCAAGCUAUACAUGUUAAGAUCCUUUAACCUUUCCUGGUAAGUUUUAUCCUGCAAUCCAUGAACCAACUUAGUAGCCCUUCUUUGAACUCUUUCUAGAGUACCAAUAUCCUUCUGAAGAUACGGUCUCCAGUACUGCGUACAAUACUCCAAGUGAUGUCUCACCAGUGUUCUGUACAAUGGCAUGAUCACUUCCCUCUUUCUACUGCCAAUACCUCUCCCUAUACAACCAAGCAUUCAGCUAGCAUUUCCAGCUGCUCUGUUACAUUGUCUUCCUACCUUUAAGUCAUCUGAAAUAAUUACUCCUUAAUCUCUUUCCUCAGAUGUUGAGGUUAGUAGGGUAUCAAAUAUCCUAUACUCUGCCCUUUUUAUAUAUAUAUAUCAGACUUACUUGUGUUAGCCACUGUAUGACAAUUUUAUAGAAGCUGGUAAAAAGUUAAAGGGACAUUAUAGGAACCAAAACAACUUUAGCUUAAAGGACCACUCUAGGCACCCAGACCACUUCAGCUUAAUGAAGUGGUCUGGGUGCCAGGUCCAGCUAGGGCUAACCCAUUUUUUUUAAUAAACGUAGCAGUUUCAGAGAAACUGCUAUGUUUAUCAAUGGGUUAAGCCUUCCCCCAAAUCCUCUAGCGGCUGUCUCAUUGACAGCUGCUAGAGGCGCUUGCGUGAUUCUCACUGUGAAAAUCACAGUGAGAGCACACAAGCGUCCAUAGGAAAGCAUUAAGAAUGCUUUCCUAUGCGAACGGCUAAAUGCGCGCGCGUGCACAUUCAGCCGAUGGGGCGGAAUGGAGGAGGAUCGGAGGCAGAGAGCUCCCCGCCCAGCACUGGAAAAAGGUAAGUUUUAACCCCUUUCCCCUUUCCAGAGCCGGGCGGGAGGGGGUCCCUGAGGGUGGGGGCACCCUCAGAGCACUAUAGUGCCAGGAAAAUGAGUAUGUUUUCCUGGCACUAUAGUGGUCCUUUAAUGAAGCAGUUUUGGUGUAUAGAUUAUGCCCCCGCCGUCUCAAUUUCUCGCCAUUUAGGAGAUACAUCUCCUUGUUUAUGCAAUCCAAACCACACUUUACUGUAUGUGACUUACACAACCUUCCUAAAUACUUAAUGAAAAGAGAGAUCUUCCUUUAUUGCACAAUCUGUUUAAUUUAGAAUUUAUUAUCUCCUGCACUGUUAAUACCAUUCUAGAACCUGCACCAGCCUCCUGUGUGUGAUUUAAUAUUUAUUUACAUAGUUAAGACUUAAGUAAGUAAAGAACUAAUGAAAAUGAAACAAUUUUUUCAUGCAGGCUGUGUCAAUCACAGCCAGGGGAGGUGUGGCUAGGGCUGCAUUAAAGGACCACUAUAGUGCCAGGAAAACAAGUAUGUUGCCCCCACCCUCAGGGUCCCCCUCCUGCCAAGCUCUAGGGGGUGGAAGGGGUUAAACUUACCUCUUUCUCCAGCGCCGGGCGGGGGACUUUCCUCCUCCUCUCCUCCUCCUCGGCUGAAUGUACAUGCCCGGCAGGAGCCUUGCGGCAUUCAGCCAGUCCAUAGGAAAGCAUUCUCAAUGCUUUCCUAUGGACACUGGCGUCUUCUCACUAUGAAAAUCACAGUGAGAAGCGCGGAAGCCCUCUAGCGGCUGUCAGUGAGACAGCCACUAGAGGCUGUAUAAACCCAUAGGUAAACAUAGCAGUUUCUCUGAAACUGCUAUGUUUACAGCAGAAAGGGUUAACCCUAGCUGGACCUGGCACCCAGACCACUUCAUUACGCUGAAGUGGUCUGGGUGCCUAUAGUGGUCCUUUAACAGAAACAAAAGUUAUUUUACUACCAAAUGGCAGAGAAUUGAACAGUGAAACUGCAGGGGCAUAAUUCAAUAACACCAAAACUGCUUCAUUAAGCUAAAGUUGUUUUGAUAUCUAUAGUGUCCUUUUAACUAAUGAAGACAUUACUUGAAAUUAGAGUUCAUUCUGAUGUAUAUAAACAAUAUGUUCACUCAAACAAAAUAAAAGUUAUCAUGGAAAACCUGUAACCAUCGCUUAUAGUUUUAUCACGAGUGCUUAGUAUAUCAAAGAAUUCAUUGGACUGUGGAGUUUAUCCACUGUGAACAUUUGCUCAACUAGUUUGUCUAGAUUACAGCAUACACAGUGUUUCACUGAUUGACAAUAAGCUUUGUGUUAUGUCGCAGCUGUUUUAAUCGGUUAGUGUUUUUGUUGGGUUUGGCACUAAGCAGAGUUUAUAUUGAGUAAUGUUUAUAGGACCUGAUUGCUGUGUUCUGAAAGACGUGAUGGUAUAAGCUGGGAACCUUUUGUGUUUCACUAGACACAACUGCACACAUUUCUAGUGUAAGGUUAUUUUUAAAAUGGUUAGAGUAUCUAUUUUGCAAUUAGUAGCCAGAAUAGCUGAUAAAUAGUAUAGCGAUUUCAGCUUCUGUUGGCUUCAUGUACUAUACCAGUGUGUUCAUUAUUUCUGUAUAUUUUAUUGGUCUCCUUUCAGAUUUAUUGGGAAAUGUAUGCAAGAAAGGUAGAAACCUUCUCAUCUUUUAUUUUACAUUUUUGGAGUUUGAAUGCUGAGAUUAUGCAUAUAUACACAUACAAUGACACACACUGACACAAAUACAUACACACUGAUUCUCCGAACUGCUGAUCUGACAGGAACCUGGUCGUGCUGUUUAAGGCAUGUGGCAACCGACCAGAUCCCUGAUCAGACAUGCCCAUCGGGUGGCCCUAGGUGCGUGGGCCACCAGAUGGGUCCACAGCUUGUGGGCCAUGAAACAGAUACACCGGCAGUAGUUCCGCCGCUGCGUAGUUUCAAUAAUUUGUCAUUCAUAACCUUUGUAAGUGGUGCUGCAUUGGCUAAUAGAUAUAUUUGUCACAGCACACAGCAAUCACAUGUCUAUUCAAUAAACAGUGAAUAGCUGUUAAUUUAAAAAAAAAAAAAGCUUGCUAAAUUUGUGUUAAAUUUGUCAAUCUUGAAAUGAAUGUUUUCAUUUGUCCUAAAUUCUGUAAAUUUACUUCUAUUCAUCACAAGUCACUGUUUAGUAUAUAGCUCCUCCGAUGUACAUCUUGUAUUUAUUUUUCUUAGCAAGAUUCACAUAUAUUCAGAUGUAUAUAAUUGAGAAGAAUAGCCAAGGAAUUAAGAAACAGAGAAAGAAUAAAGUGUGUUUUCAAUUAAUAGAAUCAUUUUGAAAUGCUUUAUGUGGAUCUUUUGUGCUCUGGGCUACUUACUCCAUACAUUUAUCAUGUUUUUAUAAGACACACAUUGUGAAAAACUGCAAAAUAGUUCUAUCUCUAUUGAUAUCCCAGAAUGUGCACGCCAUUGCAUUAUCCCUAAUUUACACCCUUGGCUCUCUUCCCAUUGACAACAAUUGUGAUCUGCUUCAUACUGAUGUCAGCGGCGAGCUAUUUCAUUUGACUGAAAGAGAUAAAUGCCCUUUACUCGUCCCUGCUAAGGCAAAACACCAUAAUAUAUUGCCAGAAAUAUAUCCUGACCCACAGUCACGUAGUGUCUUAUCUGUAAAUACUUGCAUGUCUGCUUGCAAAACAAGUCAUGCUUUGUGAACGAGAAUGUCUGUGUGUUCAUACUAUGUAUAGGGCUAUUUUUGGAACCCUAUGCAUUUAGCCUAUUCACUGUCUGUAAUGUUGCCCUAAAAUUAAAAUUAAAGAUUUAAGACUUUUUCUACACAUUAUAAAUAUAAUAAUUAUCUUUAAUUAAUCCAAAGUUUAGCACGUUUUAGCCAUGAUAAAGAAAAUGUACAUUUAAUUUAAAGGGACCCUUCAGGCACCAUAAAUACUACAGCUUAUUGUAGUGUUCAUGGUUCUAGGAGACAAAGGGUGACGUCUUUCUGGUAUUUGCAAACCGUUUUUUAAACUGACAAAAUCACAGAGAUUUCACAGGCACACACAAACUUGACCGUCCUUGUGUUGUAUUAGUGGAAAUUAAAGGGUGGGAGUGAGACUUUUUCCAGUUUGGUGAAUACAUACCUUGUUAAAGGGAUUCCAUAGUGUUAGGAAUACAAAUCUGGUAUUACAAAUACAAAUCAGCCCUCUGGUCUUUCCCCCUCCCCUGUGCCCCUUCCCUCCAGUGAAUAAAGGGUGAAAUAAAAAACCUUUAUUUACUUACACGAUUCCAGUGCUGAAGUCACUUGGCACUGGGUUGGAGCUCCGCCACCUCUGACAUCAUCUGAUGGAUAGGUGAGCGGGGUCCUAAUGCAAAUGCACAGCGCCGCAAGCUCAUUAUGAGCUAAGUACGGUAAACUCCCUGAAGCGCCUCUAGUGGACAUUGCAGUUGUUUUAAAACUGUAAUGUAUUACAUUGCAGGACUUAAUGGGACAGGUACAGUGCACCCAUGUCACUUCAACGAGCUGAAGUGGUUUAGGUGCCUAUAGUGUACCUAAAUGCUAGAUAUCUGGAUUGCCAUUCCACAGAUACCACUGCCACCCAGGUGUUUAUAUCAUAUCUAGUGUAUAUAUUUUACUGUUUUGUGGACUUUCUUUCUGGCAUGGACUGUUGGGGCUCUAGCAGCCUAAUGUGUUAAUUAGUACCUAUUGCUAAUUAAUAUUAUAUGACUCAAAAUAAUACAUGCUUAUUGGUAUAAGAGUUAUUGGUGCUGGACAAUUUUUAAAAUUAUCAUUUGUAAUUUUUUUGUACUAGCUUUAUUAUCUAUUUUGCAUCUUUUAGACUUUAGUCACCUCUUUGUGGAAGCAAUUUAGAUAUUUUACAUGAUAUUUAACUUUUAUAGUUCACCUAUCCCCCCACCCCCCAUUAUGUUGACUAUGUGAAGAUGCUUAGAGUGUCCUUUUAAGUUAUUGCACCCAUACUACAUGUUACAUAUCUAAUGAGGUAUGUUUGCUCUAGGUCUAAUCAGGACAUUCGAAGACAUCCAAAAAGUAGACCCCGACUCAAUUCCCAGAAACAGUAAAUUGAAAAGACGGUGGAAGCAUCAAUUUCUCUUGUCCUACAUAUCUGUCACCUUUCGGGGGCAGAAGUCGAAUCCUAUGCACUCCAGCACACCCAUAAGUUCCUUGUUCUCCUUUACUAGCCCGGCAGUGAAGAGACUGCUUGGCUGGAAACAAGGAGACGAGGAGGAAAAAUGGGCAGAAAAGGCAGUCGACUCUCUGGUGAAGAAAUUGAAGAAGAAGAAGGGUGCCAUGGAAGAGUUAGAAAGGGCUUUAAGCACCCCGGGGCAAGCCAGUAAAUGUGUCACAAUCCCUCGUUCUUUAGAUGGAAGGCUACAAGUAUCACACCGCAAGGGUCUUCCGCAUGUCAUUUACUGCAGGGUUUGGCGAUGGCCUGACUUACAAUCCCAUCAUGAGUUAAAACCACUUGAAUGCUGUGAGUUUCCAUUUGGAUCAAAGCAGAAGGAUGUGUGUAUAAAUCCAUACCAUUACCGCAGAGUUGAAACUCCAGGUAAAAUAAAAAUGUAUUAUUAUAUUAUCUUUGUCCUUCAUUUGUACAGAUUUGUUCAUUUAUCAAAACAGAAAUUUCAAAUAACGUAUCAGGCAUACAUAGUUUUAUUAAUAUGAAAACACAGAGAUGGUAACGGAGUAUUCACAAUAAACAAACAUGCCCCAUUCUCAUGGUAACUUGAGCCUUAACCUCUUAAGGAUGGAGGCAAUUGUUGAAAUUCGGAACCAAACAAAAUUCUGAACCAAUUUACAACCCACGUUCCUGCCACUUUCCCACCUCACUCCCCCUCCCCUUGAGCAUGUGCUGUGAGAUGGCUAAAUGGUCAAAUCACAGGCUUCUCUAUGAGAAGCCUUUGAUUGGACCUCUUGUGGCUCCCAUGAUACCAUGAGGGUGUGUGUAAAAAUGCGCCAAUACGGUCUCCUGGUGCUGAAUUCCAGAUAAGUAAAUCCUUUUUUAAAUAGUUACUGGAGAGGGGUUGGCACUAAAAAAUUAUUCCCAAUAGGACAUUAUUCAUUAAAUAAAAAGCUAUAUGCAAAAAGAAAAGUUGGAAAACCCCUUUAACCCCUUAAGGACCAAACUUCUGGAGUAAAAGGGAAUCAUGACAUGCCACACAUGUCAUGUGUCCUUAAGGGGUUAACGUGAUGACAGUUGCCAAAUGAUAGUGUAAUUUACCACAUAGUUUGUUAAUUUUUUGCUUGAACUGGGUUCUAAGUGAACUAAAUUAUCUUUAAUACAUUUUACUAACUUGCUGUUAGUUUAACAGAUGAAUUAUGAAAGAUAUACAAAGUACCAGUUGACUAUAUUUUGUUUUAUAACAUAACAACUUUGGCUUCAGAAGAUAAACAUUUUGGUGAAUGUAUUUAGUUAUUAGUUAGUUUUUUUUGAGCGAACAUAAUACUGCUAUUCAGGGCCGGACUGGGGAUUCCAAAGCAGCCCUGGAAAAAAAAUCUAUGCCAGCCCCAUAAGUCAUUGCGCCAUAUAUUGUCGCAUGUAAUAUGUAAGGCUAUGUCUUGCAACUCUAGAUGAUUGAGAUAUAUAUAUAUAUAAAAAACUGAUCUUGCACUCCACCAAUUCAAUAUUCAAUACCCGGUGCUUGUCAGCCAAAAAUGCAAAAAAUAUUGCCAGAGAUAGCACUCCAAGGACUAAUAUAAAAUAUAAUUUUUAUAACCUCCACUAAAACAACACAAGGUCAACGUUUCAGCUUGAUCCCCUCAAGCUUUCGUCUAUUAUCUAUCUAUCUAUCUAUCCUCACAUGCAUACACAGACAAUCUCACUGACACAAGCUGAUUGAUACACAGCCUCAUACAUAAGGUUAUUGACAUAAAAACACAAGCUCACAUCAUUAAGCUUGAUGAUCUCAGCCGUAGAGGCAGGGCCAGGCGAGGGGAGACCAGCAUGACGUGGGGAAGAAAAAAAAAAAGGUGAGUAAAAACACACAUACACACACACAUACCAUGACAGACACACACCGUGACACAGACAGAAACACACACACACACCAUGACAGACAGACACACCAUGACACAGACAGACACACACACACCAUGACACACACACACACCUUGACACACACACACACCAUAACACAGACAGACCGUGACACACACACACACCACGACACAGAGAGACCGUGACACACAGACACACACACACACACACCACGACACAGAGAGACCGUGACACACAGACACACACACACACACACCAUGACAGACAGUGACACACACACCAUGACUAAGAGACACAAACAAUGACAUAGACAGACACACACACACCAAGACAGACAGACACACACACAAAUGACACAGACACACACACACAUACACAAUUUCUACCUGUGGGGAGCUCCUUUGGCGGCCGCAGGGUUUGCUGGCUGUUCUUGCAGCCGCAGGGGGAGCUGGCUGUUGUGUCUCUGCUCCCCCUCCCCUGCGCGCUAGAAAGAGACCGGGGCCGGAAUAUGACGUCAUAUUUCCGGCCCCGGUCUCUUUGUAGCGCGCUGGGGAGGGGGAGCAGGGACACAACAGCCAGCUCCCCCUGCAGCCGCCAAAGGAGCUCCCUCUGUGGCCGCAGGUGCGCCAGCUGGCUGCCUGGCCCCAGGUGCCGACGGCCCACCGGGAAAUUUCCCGGUAUCCCGGUGGGCCAGUCUGGCCCUGCUGCUAUUGUUACUAAGAGAUGUUUUUACUGCUAACAAAGGAAGGCAUUUUCCUUGAUUAUGUGUGUGAGUUUGACACACAGAGUGCCCACCUAUUUUUUAAUUAUAUGUUAUUCUAUUAAAUAUGCCUGAAAUAUAUAAAUGACAUUGCUUCUAUUAAUUCUCUAUUUCUUAUCUUUCUGGUGUGUAGUCACUGAUUUUGGGUUACAACCAUAUUUGGUCUCCAUGCUAUUCCACUGGGCCCCAAAUAGAUAGAACAGGCACAUUAGAUUGCUAAGAAGCCACACAAUAUAUAUAUUUUCUAUGGCAGCCCUGUUGUUCCCGGUGCAUUGGCAUAUGCAGGGCCGGCCUUAGGCAAUUAGGCGCCCUGUGCAAAAAGUCUUCACGGCGCCCCCCCCCACCUCCCACCAAGUUGCCUGAAUACAGUAACACACACAGGCACCGGGGACGUGUGUAUCACGAGGCAAACAAGGCAUCUGCCUUGGGCGCCACUUUGCAGGGGGCGGCAAAAAAAAGCAUCCCUCCAAACCCCCAGGCAGAUCCCUUGCUUGCCUCGCAUCCUGGGGGGCUCAAGAGCUGACCGGCUGGCCACUUUUGAGCCCCCCCAAGGCUGGCAGCGGGCAGCGAAGGAGCAUACUCACCUGAGCUCUUCCUGCUCAGCUUCCUCUGCGCCGCUUAAUGAAGCCGGGAGCCAGAAUAUGACGUCAGUCCGGCUCCCGGCAUCACUAAGCACUGCUUACUCAGCCUGUGCGCCCCCUGCCUGCCUGCCCAGCAGCCACACUGGACUGCUGGUAAGAAAUCCACUCCAGCUUUCCCAGGGAGGCUGGGUGGAUUUAAAAUAAAUGUAAAAAAUAUUAGUUUGUGAGUGUUAGUGGAAAUGUCUGUGUGUGUGUCUGUGAGUGUUUAUUUUGAAGUGAAUGUGUGUGUGUGUGUGUGUGUCUGUAAGUGUGUAAUUGUGUGUGUCUGUAAGUGAAUGUGUGUGUGUCUGUGAGUGAAUGUGUGUGUUGGUCAGUGAGUGUAUAUGUGUCAGUCAGUGAGUGUGUAUGUGUCAGUCAGUGAGUGUGUAUGUGUCAGUCAGUGAGUGUGUAUGUGUCGUCAGUGAGUGUGUAUGUGUCGUCAGUGAGUGUGUGUCGGUCAGUGAGUGUGUAGGUCAGUGAGUGUGUAGGUCAGUGAGUGUGUAUGUGUCGGUCAGUGAGUGUGUGUCGGUCAGUGAGUGUGUGUCAGUCAGUGAGUGUGUGUCAGUCGGUGUGUAUGUGUCGGUCAGUGGAGUCGUGCAUCUUUCAGUGAGUGCUUGCGUCUGUCAGUGAGAGUGUGCAUCUGUCAGUGUGUGUCCAAGUAAUAGUGUAUGUGUGUAUGUCAUUGUUUGUCAGUGUAUAUGAGAGUGUGUGUCUGUCAGUGAGUGUGCGUCUGUCAGUGAGUGAGCGUCUGUCAGUCAAAGUGCGGCCUUGACAGGAAGGGGUGGGGGAAAUUUAAACUCGGUUACAGGCAUGUACACACACACUCAGUUAAAGGCAGUCACACAUACAGGCACAGGCACAGGCACAAACAAUGGCACAGCGACACACACAGACAGUCACAUAGGCAGUCACACACACAGACAGACACACAGUAACACACACAUAGACAGUUAUACACACACAGGCAGGCAGUCACACAGAUAGAAAGUCACACACACAGGCAGGCAGUCACACACAGACAGAUAGUUACAGACAGACACACACAGGCAGGCAGGCAGUCACAUACAGGCAGUCACACACACAGGCAGUCACACACACAGACAGACAGUCACACACACAGACAGUCACACAGACAGACAGUCUCACACACACAGGCAGUCACACACACGGGCAGUCACACAGACAGACAGUCACACAGACAGACAGUCACACAGACAGACAGUCACACACACAGGCAGUCACAUACAUGGGCAGUCACAUACAUGGGCAGUCACACAGACAGACAGUCACACACACAGACAGUCACACACAGGCAGGCAGUCACACACAGAGACAGUCACACACACACACAGAGACAGACAGUCACACACACACACACAAGGACAGGCAGUCACACAGACAGUCACACACACACACACACACAAGGACAGGCAGUCACACAGACAGUCACACACACACACACACACGCACACAGGCAGGCAGUCACACAGACAGUCACACACACACACACAGACAGUCACACAAACAGGCAAACAGUCACACACACACACUUACCUCUUUCCAGUGGAUGCAGUUGGCUGAUGGGGAAGCAUCUUUCCCUCUUCCUGUACAGCAGGGGCUUCGGGAGGUAUUAGCCCCGUCUCCGCCUCUCGAUAAGCCCCGCCUCCGCCGCUCGGUAAACCCCGCCCCCUCUGCCGCGAUUUUUUUUUUUUUUAAAUAGACCCGGGUGGAGAAUAAUUAAUCCUCCAGCCAGGUACCUCUUUUAGCUCCCCUGCACUCCGGCCAUGAGUGAGCUGUGUCGGCCACAGGGCGCCCCCUGUUCCAUGGCGCCCUGUGCGGUCGCACAGCUCGCACACCCCUAAGGCCGGCCCUGGGCAUAUGCCUUUUACAAGGUAUUUUGUAAAAUAUAUUUUGUUAUAGAAUAUUUCCGACUGAAGAAUGGGUCACUGAGCUAUUAGGAUAGAUGUAAUUUGGGUCCAUUGAUGUAGUCCAUUGUUACUGCUAGUGCCAAGCCAAGCCUUUUUUUCAAUUACAAAUUCAUAAAAAGAGGAAAAGAGGUCUGCAGGGAGAUAUGAUAAAUUAAGGUAAAUUAAGGACUCAAAUGGCCGUUACACAAAAACAUUCACUGAAUCUACACACACUUCCAGCCAUCCUCUCACACUAACACACAAAUACACUAAAUAUACUGAAACGAACAUAGCGCAUGCACACAAACAAUUCACACACAUAUACAGUCAUGCUGUAUACACCUACACUUCUUGAUGACUUCAAACUAGUCUCCCUACAUCAUUGUUACCCUCCCUUACAUAGCAUAAUCACUAGGAAGGCCAAGUUUUCAAUAUGUGUGAACUGAUCAACACUCCUCAAUUAUACUGUAUCUCAGUCUGCUCUCUUGUUAUUUAAAUAGUAACCAUGUAUGCUAUUUACAACCUGUUUCAUUGUUUUAGUAUUACCUCCUGUCCUUGUGCCAAGACACAGCGAGUUUAACCCCCAGCUGAGCCUGCUUGCCAAGUUCCGCAACACUUCCCUUAACAGCGAGCCAAUGAUGCCACACAAUGCGACCUUCCCAGAGUCUUUUCAGCAGCCGACAUGUACUCCAUUCUCUUCCUCACCAAAUAUAUUCCCUCACUCGCCAAGCACAGUUGGUUACCCAGAUUCUCCGAGGAGUUCUUCUGACCCCGGAAGUCCAUAUCACAUCACGGGUAAGCUUUAUUAUUUUUAUUAUUAUUACCGGCACAUAUAUAGCACCGACAUUGUUCACAACAUUUUAAAAACUACAUAGUUUAACAACAAGUAAUUGGGCGACAAAAAAAUUAUUGACAGACACAACAGGUGAAGAAAGCCCUGCUCAGAUGAGUUUAUGACUUCUGCCACUUAUAGUUGGUUUCCUUUUUAAGUUCCAAAUGUCAGACAGGUAAUCUGAAGACGUUCACAAGCUCUGAUGAUGUUUUAGGUUCCAAAAGACAAAGAUAACAUUCUAAAAUUUUACAUGUAGCAUGCAAUGUACAGUCUCUGUAGAACAUUUACAAUUUGUUAGGCAGCAAAAUAGCAUAGACCUGUCAGUAGUGAUGAAUGGAUAUCAUAUAACUUGAUGAAGUUAUAAAGUUAUGUUACCUGUAGAUGAAAGGCUCUGGACAGAUAAAACAAAUUCUCAUUAUAUAUUUGGAUACAAUUAACACUUCAUUCUCCUUGGAUAUUAUUUUGGCAAGAAAAAAAAGAGUUUUUCUGCAGAAAAACUGGUUUGCAAAGUAUUAGUUUUAAGUCCUUUUUUGUUUUAGAAUUGUGUACGCACUCUGUAAUGUUUUUUUUUGUGACGCCUUUUUUUCUGUUGUCAAUCAUUAUUUUAAUGAGGUUUAAGAUAUGUAGACAAUUGAGAAAUGCAAGUGGCAGCGCAACAGAGUAAUAUCGGGUAAGAUGAUAAAACCUAAUUUUUGUUAUAAUAUGAGCAAGAAAAAAAAAACAAUCUAAUAAAGACAUCUAAUAUUGUGAAACAAGUAAUAUAACAAUAGCAUGGAUAUGUAUAAGGCUUCAGAUAAAAAAACACAAUUGGCUAAUAGCUGAGCUUUAAUGUAGAGUAUUAACCAGAUAUAGCAAACUCAAAGUAAUUGAAAUAUGGUUAGGCUAAUAUCCCAUGUAGAUAGAUUACUAGAUAAACAUAAAAGAAAAGAAUAUUAACGAUAAUAGCUAGUAGCUCGCUGGGAUAAACGUAAGUUGUCAUCUGGUUAGUAAUAAGAUAGAUACAGACUCUCUAAAUAAACCUGUAGCUCUUGAAAUGAACAGGAGGUAAAUAUUAGAGGACCAUUUGGUCUAGCAACAACCUCAAGAUUAUCAUACAUUAUAACUUAAAAACCAAAUGAAUGAACCAAGAACCAUCAUGGUUCAUAGAACUGUGGCUCAGAAGAGAUCUGCAGUAGAGUAGUCCCAAUCAAGAGUGCUGUAUCUCUGGAUCAAUUAAUGCCAAGACGGGCAUCAGGUCCUUGCAUCUCUACAGGAAAGUUGCUGGAUUCUGAGUCCUGUAGCCACAAAGACCACAGGCACAGGAGCCCAAUGGUUACUGCCAACCAGUCACUAGGUAGAUAAGCCCACAUAUACACAGAACCUUCCAGACUUCAUGCUCCAGGUGUAGGAUUCCGUAUAUUGAAGGUGGUAAUGAAUUGAAACCCACUAGUGCUCUCCCAGAGAAGUUCAAUGACUGGGACCUUGAGAGCUCCAGCAGGCCAUGUGUUUCCAAUGCAGGCUCCAGCUCUGCCUACGUUUUUUAGGGGAAACUUCUGGAUAGUAGUAUACGAAGAGAUCUCUGGGCACAUAAAGUUCUGUCAGGACUCCAACCUUGCCCAAAAAGUAUUGCACAGGGUAUCAAUAGCCUCUAAAAAACCCAUCACUGGAUUCCUAGAUGUAUAGCGUAAGCUUUUGAUCCCCGUGGGCCCACAAACCUGAGGAUGAGAAUGUUGGGAUAAAUCCCACCGGCAAUGGGGGGAUGCGGAUCUGUGUCAAAUACAGGUGGAGAGAUUCUCCUGCAAGGAAAAAACAAACAAAAAUAAUAAUAAUAAAAAUCUUUCUUUGUCUACAGACACGCCACCUCCACCAUACAAUGCCCCAGAGGUUCAUGGAAACCAAAACAGGCAGACAGUGGAGUCCUCUGAUUGCCAGCUAGUUUUAUCAUCAUUGAACAGAGGUAAAUAAAGUAAUAUUUGCUGUUUAUAUAAAUAGCUUAUCUUUCAAUUGCAUUGUGUAUUUUUUUUUUUUUUUUAGUUUUUUUUCAGAAUUUAUGGCUUUUUAUUUGGCCUUUUUUGAGGCUGAAGAUAAGAAGAAUUAGAAGACUUCAGAUGGGUAAGUAUAAUUUUAUUUACAGGUAUUAGUUUUAAUGUGGCAGCUGUCUCUCAACCUGCUUGCCAGCUGCCACAUAAGUGCCCUUUGCAUUGCCGAGGUAUAUUUACCCAGGACAUACUUGAAAAUGAGAGAAAUCUCAAUGUAUCUUUCCUGGUAAAAUAUUUUAUAAAUAAAUAAUAUUUUAUAAAUAAAUAAAUUUGCUAGCUGGCUACUAGCGUACUUAAAAUUAUUGUACGUGUAAUUAUUGCACGAAAGCAAGUUAAUGAUAAUUUGCAAAUGCGCACCCUUCAGAUUUCUGACCGGAUUUGGCUUUAGUAAAUAUGAGAGUUAAAGACUUGGAAGUGCAGUUUCAAACCACACCUUAAAGCCUUCUAGGUAUGAGAGCCUGGAAUCUUACUCUCAGGCCUCAUACAGUAACAUACAGUGAUUCUAUUGAAUGAUUCUGUAUGGGAGAACCUUAGGUGCAUUGCGGUGAGUGCCACUCAUGUGCCUAAGGUCCCAGGUGCUCCUCUAUGAAGAGCAUUGGAUUAGUCCAUCAUCCUGGAUGACGUCACUCGAGGAGGAGGUCACGGCAGUGCUCAGGGAGACUUGGUGUUGGUGAAAAGGUGAGUGAUUUGUUUUAUUUUAAUUAAUUAAUUUAUUUAUUAAUACCUGGGGGGGAGCCAUAAACUAAACAGCUACAUCAGGACUAUAACGUUAGGAAUAGCGAUAUGUAUUCCUACUGCUACAGUGUUCCUUUAAAUGAGUGUGUUUGUGGAGGAUUGACUGUUUUAUCAAGAGAUGCCAGGUUCUUUGCUGCUCAUUGUUAUGUAUAAAUAAAAAUAAUAGUAACAUAAAAUGAAACAGCCUUAAUUGGCUCACAAUAUGUAGCUUUAUUAGGUAGGAUAAAAUAACAAUUUAAACAAUAUGUUACAUUACAACUAAAAUCCAUACUUUCUUCUAUUUUGUUUUUUUCUCUCCAGAAUUCCGUCCUGUUUGCUAUGAAGAACCUUUGCAUUGGUGCUCAGUUGCAUAUUACGAACUGAACAACAGAGUGGGGGAGACCUUCCAAGCCUCGUCACGUAGCAUACUCAUCGAUGGAUUCACAGAUCCUUCCAAUAACAAAAACAGAUUCUGUUUAGGCCUUCUUUCUAACGUUAACCGCAACUCUACCAUAGAAAACACACGGAGGCACAUUGGAAAAGGUAAAACAUACAAUUCUUUUACCCAGCUUGCUGGCAUAAUUAUAUUAUUAAAAAAAUAGCAGGGGACAGUGGUCUCGAUUUAAUUAAUUUGAAUCAGAAUCAAAAAAUUACUCAAAUCUGUUAGAAAAAAACUUUUCAAAUGAUUUAUCCACAGGAGGCACCAUUAAAGCAUAUGGUAGUUUUUCUAGUUAAAUAUUUUUUAAUUUUUUUUUCUAACAGAUUGGAAUUAUUUCUCAUUCUGAUUCAAACAAAAUAAAUUAAGGCCAAUGUCUUACCAGUCACUUGGAAAAUUAAAUGAAAACAUAUAGUGUAUAAAGGUUUAUAUGUUCAGCUGACGUGAUAUUAAAGUGAUUGCGUAUCUUUGUGUUUCUUUUGUGUUGGUCAGGAGUCCAUCUCUAUUACGUUGGUGGAGAGGUUUACGCAGAGUGUGUGAGUGACAGCAGCAUUUUUGUACAGAGCCGUAACUGUAAUUACCAGCAUGGCUUCCAUCCGGCCACUGUGUGCAAGAUCCCGAGUGGCUGCAGCCUCAAGAUAUUUAAUAACCAACUGUUUGCCCAGCUCCUUUCGCAAUCUGUUAAUCAAGGUUUUGAGGUGGUGUACGAGUUAACUAAAAUGUGUACAAUUCGCAUGAGCUUUGUUAAAGUAAGUGAUUUUCUAAUAAACUUUUUUAAAUUGACAUACACUUAUGCAGAUGAUAGCUAACCCUUUACAGUCCACGUUUGUAGUUUACACAUCACUGAUGUAUAUUUUCUUUAAUAAUUAUUUUUAUUACUAUAGUGUAGUCAAUUGUGCGUGGAGGGAGAUUAAACAAACAAAUCAAUGUAUAAUGGGAAGAUGUAUUUAGAUGGAAUAUAUAGUCUCUGUCUAGAGGCUGUUAAAAAGGAUAUAAAUAAUAGACUAGGGCAUUCGUUUUUGGAAAAACACAGUUUUGUCUGAAUUUUCGGCAAUUCGGCCCUUUGUCCAAAAGACGAACACAAAUUACAAGUGACACGAAGAACGAAUUGCUUGUUGGACAAAUUUUGUCCAUGCAAUUUGUUUUUUGUUCGUUUUAUUUUAUUACAUGGAGGAAACUUCCAACUCGCAGCUCCUUCCUUGUAAUAUUUAAAAAUAGAAGCAGCUAGGAGCUGUGCUAAAUCCCUCUUCCCCCCCUCACCCUGUGGGGGUCUGUAUGAUUCCCAUAUUAGUAUAAGGGAGGUUAAAUCCUCCCUCCUUCCCUUGUCUACUGUUAUUGCUUCCCAGACGCUAAUACAAUAAAGGGGGAUCUGGCACAGGUCCCCCAUGCCCCCAUCUAAUAAACAUCUAAUAAAGUAAUAAAAGAGGGAGGGGCAUAGUGUCCCCUCCUGUGCCCCGCUAGUGGGGGCUAUUAAAAUAAAUGGUGUUUUAGUGUCCGGCCCCCACUAGUGGCCAGAGGGUGGGGAAUAUUAAAUAAAAUGUGGGGGGUACUGGGGAACACUAAGUUCCCCCCUUUAUUAAUUUAUCAGGUGCUCUAACAUUGAUCUAUUGGAUUAGUGACUGAGCAGUAAUAGAUGCCCAGUCAGAACAGUGAGCGUUGUUUAGUAGACAUGCCCCUACUCACAGCACAGUGGGUAGGGGUGGGAGGGAAGAUUUAACCUCUCUUUUUUACUAAUACUAAGUAUAUUUUUUACUUAUUAUUAGUAGAUAGCUUCCUAAUUCUUGUAGGAUUGCCAUUAGGAUACCAAAAAAGCGCUAUCUACUAAACAGCUCCCUAUUUUGGCACCCUUAAAUAUGGGAAUCUUAUUCGGGUACAAAUUUAGAGAGUUCUGAGAUAGAGCUGCCGCCCAUGGCAUGGAACGAAAUUUUGUUCAGCUAAAACAAAAAGAUUUUUCCCGUCCAAAUGUAUUCGGACCAAGCAAAAAGUUUGGCAGCGCCCAAGUGUAAUACUUAAUAUGCACAGGAACAGCCAUAAUAAUGCAUGGGACGAAGAAAUACCACCGCGGGACAAAGAAAUUGCCACUAGAAUUUAUUUUCCUUUUUUUUUUUUUUUUUUUUGUGGCACAAUUGCCAAUCACUUCAGAUGCAAAUGUUUGCUUUUUGGAUCACAAACAUAAAGAGAUGUCUGGCUGAACUUAAGCCUGAAUCUUUUUUUUUAAACAGACCACUAUGUAACAUGUCACUUCACUGCAAAGUGUGUGGAUAUUGGGAUAUUGUAUGUUUUCUGUUAACCAAUCAAUGUACAAAAGUGUGAUAGAUUUUUAAUUUAGCAUGUUCUAUUCCAGAAAAAUAUAUAAAUUAUGUUUUUAAUACCAAAUAAUUUUUUUAAUUGGAAAAAAAAUGAAAACUUGCAGAAAUAGUUUUUUUUGGUGUGAUGUAAAACAUAAUGUGAGAAUUUUUAAUACACUUUGUAAACUAUUCCCUAGAGACUAAAUUACAUUGAUAUCUUUUGUAAAAAUCAGUUGUGUAGAAUAUUAUUUACAUUCCUUUGUAUUUAGACAAUUUAUACUUGUCUGGGAAGCAGAGAAAUUGCAAUAUUUGUUUUAUUGGCUUCAUUUCUCAAAGUCAUGGUAAGCAGGGAGAGAGUCAGACAAGGUCACUGCAAUUUCUUGCAAGGUCACUGCAAUUGUUUCUUUUAUUAUAAUGGAUGGAAUGAAUACAAUUCUAGCUUAAUAUUUAUUGUCUACAUUAAAUCCCUAACAUUAUUAUUCUGAUAUUGAGUAGAUAUAGAUAUCAGCAAAUAAUAGCUAGGAUAUUGUUGUGAAUAUUAACGUUUGCACAGGAUGUGGCAGAUUAAUACAUUUAUGGACAUAAAACACAGUAUUAUUUUCCUUCUAUUAAAAGGACACUCACAGAAUUAUUCACUAUAGGAAGAAAUUUUAAGUAUAUUUGAAAUGUAAGGUCUAAUAGUCAAACUUGAAGAAUAGUUGAUUUUGAGAAAUUGUCCAGUUCGUCUGUUUCUGUAUUAAUUUUGAAAUUCACUUUGAAAGCGAACCUGUAAUUUAUUUUAACUUAAGCUUCUUCUGUUUAGUUCCCUCCAUGGUGUCCAAAUAAAAUGGUCUAUUUUUUUGCAUUCACCUUUUAUGCAUCUUGUUCGUGUUGCCGACAUACUCACCUACUGCCUGCCAUCAGAAUGAUUAAUUAAUUAAUUAAGUAAUGAUUAUUGGACUAAUAAGCACUGUGAUAUUAAAAUAAAAACUAGUAAUAUGAGUCCUUAAAGGAACACUAUAGUCACCUAAAUUACUUUAGCUAAAUAAAGCAGUUUUAGUGUAUAGAUCAUUCCCCUGCAAUUUCACUGCUCAAUUCACUGUCAUUUAGGAGUUAAAUCACUUUGUUUCUGUUUAUGCAGCCCUAGCCACACCUCCCCUGGCUAUGAUUGACAGAGCCUGCAUGAAAAAAAAAACUGGUUUCACUUUCAAACAGAUGUAAUUUACCUUAAAUAAUUGUAUCUCAAUCUCUAAAUUGAACUUUAAUCACAUACAGGAGGCUCUUGCAGGGUCUAGCAAGCUAUUAACAUAGCAGGGGAUAAGAAAAUAUUAAUUAAACAGAACUUGCAAUAAAGAAAGCCUAAAUAGGGCUCUCUUUACAGGAAGUGUUUAUGGAAGGCUGUGCAAGUCACAUACAGGGAGGUGUGACUAGGGUUCAUAAACAAAGGGAUUUAACUCCUAAAUGGCAGAGGAUUGAGCAGUGAGGCUGCAAGGGCAUGUUCUAUACACCAAAACUGCUUCAUUAAGCUAAAGUUGUUCAGGUGACUAUAGUGUCCCUUUAAUAAUCAAUCAUGAUCAAUCCUAUAUCUAACCUUACUACUUUUGUCAUUGUACUUUAUAUUUCAAUACAGUACAAUGAUAUAUUAGAAAUAUCACUUCCUCCUGUCUGAAUCCUCCUGUCCUCCUGCCUUUUCCUACUUGUUUGGUCUUGGUCAAUAACAGACAACUUCACAGAGGCCAAAUGCACUGAAUGUAAUAUAUGUAAGAUACAUUAUUUGUUGAAACCAAUGAUACUUAGUGAAUUAGAGAGCCUAUGGCUACAUUAUAUGUAAUAAUACAUUAACACGAAAUCAUCCAUAAUAAUUGGAUAGCCAGUAGUUCAAGAACAGUUGGACGCUAAGUUUGAUACCUAUGAAAAAAGUAUCUAAUGUAUGUGUUCCUUAGAACAGGACUCAAAAUUUCAGGUUCUAUACUAUUAGCCAGGCCUAAGACUUAGUUGCCACUUCAAGCCUGGUUGGUCCAUGUCACACUUACCUAGGAUGAAUUUCUAUGUACGAGGGCUACAUUUUUACUUACCAAUAAUUAGCAGAAAUUUGUAGCCCUGCCCUAGAGAAAUACUUAUUGAUCGCCAAUGAGUCGUAAGAUGACGAGAAAGGUUUUACUGCAAAAGUGAUGGUAGAAGCCACACUCAAUCCCAGCAGCCACCUGUGCCAUGGAGCAGGACUAGCAAUCCCACAACAAUAAGGCAACAAAGAAAUUCCCCAGGCACUCAAGGUGUUGAAGCCGCAGACAGUUUUAGUGAAACAAAAAGAAUAGCAACGUUUCAUUAAAACUGCCUGCGACUUCAACACCUGCAGUGCCUGAGGAAGGUUUUAUGACCAUGUAAAUAUUUCAUUUGUAACAAAGAACAUCACUUUUAGAUGUAGCUACUGCAACAUGUAAUGGACACAUUGCAGUCAUCAGUUGUUAAUCUCUCAUUGCACCUUUAUGUUUUCAGGGCUGGGGAGCUGAAUAUCAUCGACAGGAUGUAACAAGCACUCCUUGCUGGAUCGAAAUCCAUUUACAUGGUCCUCUUCAAUGGCUGGAUAAGGUCCUGACUCAGAUGGGUUCUCCUCACAAUCCUAUCUCAUCUGUGUCCUAAUGAGAGUCCCUAUAGCGCUAUUGCAGGCAGUGGCUUCAACAAAAUAUCAGUUUUUAAUCCAACAAAUAUUUGUCAUGUAAAUACAUAUAUUUCAGUAUGUGUUAUGUGGCUUCUGUGUAUCACGGGAAAAGGAAUGUUAAUGUUCUAUGUUUUUUUAUAUAUAUACAUAUUAUAUGGAUAUUAUAUUUUAUAUGGAAAUUAUAUGGAUAUUAUAUAUAUCCAUAUAAUUUGUAUUGAUACAAUACCCAAUACGAUAUCCAUAUAAUUUGUAUUGCGAAAUCACUCCACAGUUUAUUAACCCUUUGGGUGCCAAUGGAAACAGGCAGAUCCCUCUGGAACUCCAAAUGAUUAAAAGAGCAGAACACAAAUUUAACUUUAUUUUUAACAAAUUUUUAGUCCUUGCAUAGAAGAGAAAAGUAUUCAUAGCUGAGGCACUUAAACAUGGUACGCAAACAACACGUUUUAAAGAAAUAUUUUUAUGAUUUAUAUAUAUAUAUAUAUAUUUGUUCUUUAUUGAUGACUUAGCAGUCACAUAACCGGUUUGUUUCUUGACAUGUCAAGGACAGCCUUUUUUUAUAUACAGAUAUUUUUUUUUUUUUUGUAUAUUACAAUGAAAAAAAAUUCUUUCAAAAUAUUUUAGGGAAAUCUCUGGAUUUGCCUUGGAACUAUGAACCUGCGUUUUUCUUGUUCUUUUCUUUAUUCACGUCCCUGAAAUUCUAUCACAACCACUAUAUCAAUGACUUAUAGAGAGAAAGUGUGACCACAUAGAAAGAAGAUGCCGUAGUAAUUUGUUGACCUUCAGAUGAGCAUUGCUGUUUAAAGUUACAGCACUUUCUGAACAUGUACUUCGGGGUUUUUUCAUCAGUACCAGCCACGUUUUCUUGGCCAGUGGAAUUUUGUGACUUUUUCACCGAGGGAAACCCGAAAACAGAGGCCUCUAACCACCUGCAGGAAAAGUCCAGAUUGAAAUGUACUUCCUUAGUCCGUGAGCUGUUCAUACAAACAUUGGAAACACAGACGUGAACAUUCCAACUUGAUGGAAUCUGAAAUUUUUUGUCCAUCUCUAAUGAGAGCUGUAACUCAACAGAAGCUUACAUUUGAAAAGCCCUGGUCUAGUACAUUUUCUUUACUCUGUAUAGAGCUCAUCAGAUCUGUAAGUGAUCUGGGUCUGCAGAAUUCUGAAUCCCGUUGAAGUAAAAAAAAAAACCUGUAUGCUACUUCCCAGCACAUCAGAGAUAUGACAUUUAGACUUGUAGCAAAGCAGAUUAGCACCCCUAUUGUCCUGUGACUCUAGCAAUAUAACUAUAGAUUGUGGACUCUUUUUGGAUAGAAAACAAGCUAUGGUUUUUACCAUGGAUGUUGUAUGCACUGUAUAAAUUAAUAAACGAAAUACCAGAUACCCUGUUUGCUUUCUUUGUUUUCUUAGCUCUUUUUCUCAAUUAAUUUUCACUUCCUGAAGUCAUAACCAAACAAAGCGCGUCCAACACCCAUUAAAAUAUAAACGGAUGCCAUAGCCUGCCACAGUUCACAUCCCAUCUUUUCUACUGUCAAACAGUUGAUUUUCGACUUUCCAGGUUUAUUUGCCACACUGAUGUUUUCCCAACUAACACCAAUUGUCCUACUACUGAGGUUACUCCUUCCAAUACCCCAUAGUAAAUAUAAGGAACAUUGUCUUGCCUACUUCUCUGGGAUUGCCCUCUACAUACCCACUACUGUUAUCCAUGCAAUUUUCCUAUUCUUACUCAAUACCCACAGCCAAUCCCCCUAAUUCAAUGCCCCCAGCAUUGAGGAGGAUGUAGCAAAAAACCAUUGCUACAUCCACUUCACUUAAGUCACCGGUCCACAGCCAUCGUCCCCAAACCACAGUACUUAUCUGCAUCCCCCCAAUUCAAUGCCCCGGACACAUCCAUCCAAAAUCAUAGCCACCAGCUACUUCUCCCAAAUCAUUGAUCCACCUGAAUUCUCAUACUAGCAAUUUGCC